Molecule: messenger RNA, 1010 nt
Organism: Drosophila innubila
Lineage: Eukaryota; Metazoa; Arthropoda; Insecta; Diptera; Drosophilidae
Exons: 3
Coding region: 43-513 (156 amino acids)
Source: RefSeq, a predicted model, not a curated record
AAGAUUUUAUAGCAUUCCAGAGCAAAUAUUCAAUCUUUAACUAUGUCGGCAUCCAUGAAGUUCAUCAUUGCUGGCUUUUGUCUUUUGGCCACCGCCUACAACAUCAGAGCUCAGGAACAUCAGCAUUUGCAGUGCUGGCAUUGCAGCUCGGACACCAUUGGAGCCGAGGACUUCUGCGAUGUGACAUUCCAGGAGGAUAGUAUUCCCCAUGAUUUGAUCAAGGAGCGGAACAUCAACCUUUUGCGCACUUGCAACAGCACCAUCAAUUCGGAUCACGAACGUCCUGUUUGCCGCAAAAGUGUGGAAGAAAACAAUGGCAAGAUUAUUACAAAGCGUUUCUGUUACUACACCAACAAAUCGGAUCCCGUGGAGCUUUGCAAUAUGACCAGCCCCGAGAAGAACGUACGCCGAAUAUUCUGCGAGGAUUGUUUAACAGAUCGCUGCAACGGAGCUGCUCGCCUGGCCGCCCUUUUUGCCAUCAUUUUUCUGCCCCUUUUGACCAUGGUCAACUAAGCGGCGACACUCGCUAUAAUUGCAUCUCCAUUUUAGUUCGAACGUGAUAUUUUGUUUAGCUCCGAAUGCUAAGCCAGCUGCGGAUUAACAUCUACAUAUGUUUUAUAUAGUUUAGUUAUAGUUGUAUUCCCUUAAAGUACUUCUAUGUUAAGCUCUUGUUUACUACUUUUUAUUUAUAGUAAAAUUUAUGACCGGAUUUCAAAAUUUGCUUACUUGCUCACAGUGGAAUUUUAAAUAAUUUUAACAACGAAAUGAAAUCGAAAAUCUCAAAUAUCUAGUUAACAAACUAUUAAAUUAAAUGCUUACCUAAGCAAAAUUAUAAAUCAUUAACUAAUAGAACAACAAGCACCGCUCUAAGAUAAAUAUACCAAAUAUUUAAUAGUAAACUAAACAAAAAACUUUUAAUGUAAUAGCCAGACGCUCCAAUGUAAUUAUCACAGUUGCAUUAACCAAUCACACACCGAAUAAAGUUCAUAAUCCAUGUGACAGUGUUAAAA